Messenger RNA from Toxotes jaculatrix (banded archerfish), 945 nucleotides. RefSeq names its product olfactory receptor 52N2-like. The transcript has a single exon. Gene Ontology annotation, cellular component: membrane. NCBI's taxonomy places the organism in Eukaryota, Metazoa, Chordata, Actinopteri, Toxotidae. The record is from RefSeq and is a predicted model, not a curated record. Bases 1 to 945 code for a protein of 314 amino acids. Gene Ontology annotation, molecular function: olfactory receptor activity; G protein-coupled receptor activity. Gene Ontology annotation, biological process: G protein-coupled receptor signaling pathway.
AUGGAAAAUUAUACGUACAACAGCCUCACUCUUCAGCUUGAGGGGUUGAGGAUCACCAAGACUAACAAGUACCCGAUCUUUAUUUUUCUGCUUUUCAUCUACGUCUUCAUCAUAAUUGCCAACGUGGGCCUUGUGGUUUUGAUAUGGACGGAGAAAAGCCUGCACCAGCCGAUGUAUCUCCUCUUCUGUAGCCUGUCCAUCAAUGACGUUAUGGGGAACUCUCUCCUGGUUCCCCGGGUGCUCGUGGACAUCCAUUUGCCUCCUUCUGAGCGUCUCAUUCACUACUAUGAGUGUGUGAUGCAGGCUUUUACCGCACACAUGUUUGGCACCAAUGCGCACACUGUGCUCAUGAUCAUGGCCUUUGACAGAUAUGUGGCCAUCUGCAACCCACUGCGCUACUCUACUAUAAUGACUGAUAAAAUGGUGAUGAAGCUGACAGUGUCUGCCUGGGGAGUGGCCUUUGUUUUAGUCGGGAUUCUGCUCGGUCUGACCAUACGACUGAACCGAUGCGGGACUUUUAUCAUGAAUCCUUACUGUGACAAUCCCUCCCUGUUUAAGCUCUCCUGUGAGAAUGUGUUCAUCAACAACGUCUAUGGCCUCACUUUCACUGUGGUGCUGCUCACAUCAUCUAUUGGCAGUAUAAUCCUCACUUAUUGGAAAAUCACUGCAGCCUGUCUGACUAGUAAGAGCAAAUCUUUGAACAGCAAAGCCUUGAAGACCUGCAGCACUCAUCUGUGCCUGUAUCUGAUCAUGCUGGUCAGUGGGUUUGUGCCCAUCGCCCUCCAUCGUUUCCCUGAAUAUGCAGAGUACAGGAAGAUUUCAGCUAUUCUCUUUAAUGUUGUUCCCGGCAGCCUCAACCCCGUCAUCUACGGGCUGCAGUCCAAAGAAAUACACAAGUGUUUGUCCAAUAUAUUCCACCACAGAAAAGUUAAGCCAUCGUUUUAA